Alexandromys fortis (reed vole) is the source of this 1293-nucleotide messenger RNA. RefSeq names its product hepatitis A virus cellular receptor 2 (gene Havcr2). Gene Ontology annotation, biological process: regulation of transcription by RNA polymerase II. Lineage: Eukaryota; Metazoa; Chordata; Mammalia; Rodentia; Cricetidae. The transcript has 5 exons. Bases 146 to 721 code for a protein of 191 amino acids. The record is from RefSeq and is a predicted model, not a curated record. Gene Ontology annotation, cellular component: mediator complex.
CCUGGGAAGUAGGUUGUCCCUGAGUGGGUGUGGUCAGCCCUCAUGGUUCUGGGGUAGACAGAAGUUAGAGGAAGCACCAUUUUAACUGAAGAGCUAAAGCUGUGCCUACACUGAGCUGGCCUUUGCUUUUCCCCGCCAGGUACUAAUGUUUUCACAUCUUACUUUCAACGGUGUCCUGCUGCUGUUGCUACUGCUACUUGCAAGGUCUUUGGAAGAUGCAUUUAUAGUCGAGGUUGGUAAGAAUGCGUAUCUGCCCUGCAACUACAGUAUAACUGCCUAUGGGACACCUGUGCCUGUGUGCUGGGGCAAGGGACCCUGUCCUUUUUCACACUGUGGUGCCAAUAAUGUGCUUAGCACUGAUGAAAGAAAUGUGACAUGUCAGAAAUCCAGAAGAUACCAGCUAAAGGGGAAUUUCCUCAAAGGAGAUGUGUCCCUGACCAUAGAGAAUGUGACUCUAGCUGACGGUGGGACCUACUGCUGCCGCGUAAAAUUCCCUGGUCUAGGGAAUGAUAAGAAAGUAAACCUGGAAUUGGACAUUAGACCAGAGACUCAGACUCUGGGGACACUCCAGGAUAAAAGCCAAACACAAAUUUCCACAUGGACCAAUGAAAUGAAGGACUCUGGAGAAACCAUCAGAACGGCUGUCCAUACCGGAGUAAGAGUCUUUGCUGGGUUGGCCCUGACAUUCAUUUUUGGUGUUUUAUUCCUUAAAUCUUGGUAGAUCUUAUCGUUAAGAUCGGAGCUUUGCAAAACACGGUGGUCAUGAGGCCCCGAGGUGAAGACAAGGUCUGCAUCAUGGAAGACAGUCUUCAUGUGAAGAAUUAAGCCGCAGUUGCUCACUGAGAGUCUUCCUCCUAUGAUUGCAGCAAACAGCAACUGGAUAUGACCAUGCUGACCAUCUUUUAAUCUCCAGGGUCAUUUUCUGUGUUGGUUCAUCUGGUGUCUCCACUUUCUACCGUUAGUGGAGAGGAUGGACCUCUCUCUCGCUGUCUCUGCUCACACUCGCUGUUAAUAUCAUGCUUAGUCUUGCAAGUCACUGGGGGGAGUGUUCUCUCCAAACAUGGACACUUCAGAAUUUAAUGUUUUCUUUAGACCUUGUGCCCAUGAAAAACAAUCAUUGGUAAUUCAGGAAAUGGGUUUCUAUCUUAGUUACCAAAACCAUCUGUAAGAGAGGAAUAGGAUUAUAAAAUUAAAGGGGGGAGUAAUUAAUUUAGAAGUACUCUGUGAUUAUGUCUUGUUUAUUUUAUUGGAACUCAAAAUGACACUUUCCUUACCUUCCCGGAGGGACUCAAA